AUGUACCAGGGCAUAAUGACCACCAACCACGGACCCCCUUCCUACGAGGCCGGAUUCCUGCACAACGCCUCGGCGGGCGCCUCUCCGGUGUACGUGCCCACCACCCGGGUCGUCACCCCCAUGAUCCCGGCGCUGCCUUACCUCCAGACGCCCGGCGCGUCGCAGCAGAGCAGCCCGGUGUCGAGCCACUCUGCCUGGGCGCAGCCGGGCGCGGACUCGGUGCCCUCCUACAACCACUCCCCGGUGUCUCCGCGCUUCACCUUCUCCACCAGCCCGCCGCUGUCCUCCGGCGUGGCCGCGGCCCGGGAGACGGCGGUGUCCUACAGCAGCCCGCUCAACAUCUCCGCCAACGGGAGGGAGCACUACGGCGCGCGGGCCCUCGGCGGUUCCUAUCACAGCCCCUACCCGGCCUACAUGAGCCCCAACGUGGGUGGAACGUGGCCGGCGUCCCCCUUCGAUAGUCCGGUGCUGCACGGGCUCCAAACCGGAGCUCCUCCGGGCACGACGCGGCACCCGAACAUAGAUUUGUUUGACGACUUUGCUGAGGGGCGAGAGUGUGUGAACUGCGGGGCCAUGUCGACCCCCCUCUGGAGGCGGGAUGGUACCGGCCACUACCUGUGCAACGCCUGCGGACUGUACCACAAGAUGAACGGCAUCAACAGACCCCUCAUCAAACCCCAAAGACGGCUGUCGGCCUCCAGGAGGGUGGGUUUGUCCUGCACCAACUGUCACACCACCACCACCACCCUGUGGCGGCGAAACGCAGAGGGAGAGCCGGUCUGCAACGCCUGUGGCCUCUACAUGAAACUCCACGGGGUUCCUCGACCUCUAGCUAUGAAGAAAGAAGGGAUCCAGACCCGCAAACGCAAACCCAAGAACCUCAAUAAAUCCCAAAUCGGGACUCCAGGCAGUGACGGGACUCCAGUUACACCCAGCAGCACUCCUCGAGCCUCCACCACCACCUCCACCACAGAGGAGCCUCGCCAGAUAAAGACAGAGCCAGAAAACCACAGCUUGUACACACACCACAGCUCACACACACAGAUUUCAGCCCUACCGGCCUACAUGGCAGCUCAGGGAAGCGCCAUCCCUCUCAAGAUGUCUCCUGGAGGACACAGCGGCUCCUCCGGCUCCAAAGCCGAACCGUGGAACAACCUCAUCCUGGCUUAG
This is a messenger RNA of Stegastes partitus (bicolor damselfish), 1170 nucleotides long. RefSeq names its product GATA binding protein 4 (gene gata4). Lineage: Eukaryota; Metazoa; Chordata; Actinopteri; Pomacentridae. Gene Ontology annotation, cellular component: nucleus. Gene Ontology annotation, biological process: cell fate commitment; positive regulation of transcription by RNA polymerase II; negative regulation of transcription by RNA polymerase II. Bases 1 to 1170 code for a protein of 389 amino acids. The record is from RefSeq and is a predicted model, not a curated record. Gene Ontology annotation, molecular function: DNA-binding transcription factor activity, RNA polymerase II-specific; RNA polymerase II cis-regulatory region sequence-specific DNA binding; zinc ion binding. The transcript is spliced from 6 exons.